Messenger RNA from Petromyzon marinus (sea lamprey), 1305 nucleotides. NCBI's taxonomy places the organism in Eukaryota, Metazoa, Chordata, Hyperoartia, Petromyzontiformes, Petromyzontidae. The record is from RefSeq and is a predicted model, not a curated record.
CGGGAAAGCGACGCCGGCGGUGACGACGACGAAGACGACGAUGGGGGACAAGCAGCGAGCAGCGAGUGGCCACAGCAGCGGACUAGGAGCAGGAGAAGGUGGAGGGCCCUGCGCGCGAGCGAGGACGGCUCCCUGCACGGUGCAGGGGGCGCGGGGGGCGACGACGACGAGGAGGAGCAUGUGGAGGAGGAGGAGUCCCCCCAUACCUGCGUGCACUGCGGGGAGUCCUUCCUCAUGCUCUUCAGCCUCAAGGUGCACCUGCGCACGCACCUGAGCGACCACCCCCACACGUGCGCCGACUGCGGGCGCUCCUUCUCCCACCCGUCCACGCUGCUCAAGCACCGCAGCGCGCACACCGGCGAGCGGCCCUUCGCCUGCGCCGACUGCGGCCGCGCCUUCUCCCGCGGCUACGGCCUCAAGCUGCACCGCCUGUCGCACGCGGGCGCCCUGCCGCACCCGUGCGCCGAGUGCGGCCGCGCCUUCGCCGAGCUCGCCGCCCUGCGCAAGCACCAGCGCCGGCACGCCGCCGUCGCCGCCGACGCCGACGGCCGCCGCCGACGGCCGCACGCCUGCCGGGCGUGCGACCGCACCUUCGCGCAGGUGCCCGCGCUGGAGCGGCACGAGCGCAGCGCCCACCCGCCCGGCGGGAGGCCCCACGCCUGCGCCGAGUGCGGCGAGGAGUUCUCGCGGGCGGAGGCGCUGCGGGCCCACCGAGGGGCGGCCCACGCGGCCCAGCGGCCCUUCGUGUGCGAGCGCUGCGGCGACGGGUUCAUGCGCCUGGCCACGCUCGACAAGCACCGGCGCACGCACACCGGCGAGCGGCCGCACGCCUGCGAGCAGUGCGGCCGCUCCUUCUCGCAGCUGUGCAACCUGCGCGAGCACUGGCGCACGCACACGGGCGAGCGGCCGCACGCCUGCCCCGAGUGCGGCAAGGGCUUCUCCAAGCUCUCCAACCUCAAGGUCCACCUGCGCACGCACACGCACGAGCGCCCGCACGUGUGCGAGCGCUGCGGCCGCGCGUUCACCCUCAUGUCCACGCUGCGCAAGCACGAGCGCACGCACACAGGGGAGCGGCCGCACGCCUGCGCCGACUGCGGCCGCGCCUUCGCCCAGCUCUCCAACCUGCGCGCCCACGAGCGCCGGCACGCCGCCGCCGCCGCCGCCACGCUGGACAGGCACCGGCUCACGCACGCCGCCCGUGCCGACGAUGACGCCGUGCCCGCCGUGCCCGCCGGUGACGGCACGGCCGGCACAGAGCCCGCCGCCGUGGUAACGCCGGCAACGACGGUGGAGUCGCCGCCGUGA